AUGAGAGAAUUUGGCGAAGAAGUGGCUAUACAAGCCAAAUCCAAAUCGGUGCAAGUAGUGCUAGGCCCCAACAUCAAUCUUCAUCGUGAUCCACGAGCCGGUCGCAAUUUUGAGGCAUUCAGCGAAGACCCCCUGGUAACUGGGAAGCUCGCAGCUGCUAUUGUCAACGGGAUUCAGUCCCAGGGCGUGGGUGCUUGCGUGAAGCAUUUCGUCGCCAACGAAAGCGAGACUGUCCGCAGACGCUACAAUGUCGAUGAGUCUGGCAACAGUAGGACAAUGCGAGAGUUAUAUUUGCGCACAUUUCAGCACUUAUUGCGUCGAGGCAACCCGGUCUCAAUCAUGACAGCCUACAAUGCACUUGACAGCCACUUCUGCAGUCAAACUCCCCUUCUCAAGUCAUUACUGCGUGAUGAUUGGAACUACGAUGGCUGUAUUAUGUCUGAUUGGUACGGGACUAAGAGUACCGUUGAGGCCCUCCAGGCAGGGCUUGAUCUCGAGAUGCCUGGGCCAUCUGUCUACCGUGGAUCGAAGUUGCUUGAGGCGAUCGAACGCAAACAAAUUUCUGAAGAAGCUCUCAAUGCUGCCGUGACGAAUGUCUUAACCAUGAUUGACCGGACCGCUGCUAGUCACAGUGAUAAAGAGGAGCAGUCCUUGAUUUGCGAACGAACCAGUGCCAUGGCAUUGAGAGCAGCAUCAGAAGGAAUUGUACUUCUCAAGAAUGACAACAACAUCCUCCCACUUGAUAUGAAGGGUGGUCUGAAUGUGGCUCUCAUUGGAGCUGCCGCCAUCAAUCCGUCUAUCACCGGUGGGGGCAGCGCGUGUGCCAAGCCUCAAUACGUCCACACGCCCUUGAAAUGUUUCCAAGAUGCGUGUCAGGAUCCCGAACAAGUUUCCUUUGUGCAUGGUGUCAACGCCAAUAAUGUCAUACCUCUGAUGCCAGCCAACAUGAUGCAGUCUCGGGAUGGACUCUCUGGUGUGACAGUAGACUAUUUCCUGGAUGGGUCUGACACGCCCAUCUUUUCUGAGCAUUCUGAGCAGCCUGUUGUGGUGAUGCUUGGAAGGUUGAAGCCAGGUCUUUCUCAGACUGGAUUCUAUUUUGUCAUGGAGACUACUAUUAUGGCAAAUAAAAGUGGAAACCACAAAUUGGCUGUACAGGCCACAGGAGAAUUCACAUUAUCUGUGGAUGAAAUCGAGGUACUUUCGAUGCCUGCCCCGGUCAUGACAGUCGAAGACUUCUUGUUUGAACCUAAGAAGUUGGAAAACGCGGUUGAAUUCCAAAUGGAGGCUCACAGGCCAUACAAAAUCACCUUGCGAACUCAUUCUCGUGACAUCGCUUCGGCUGACGGGGAGAUCUCUCCUCAUUCGGCAAAAUUAUGCUUCAUGGAAGAGCAUAACGAUCGCGUUGCCAUCGCCGAGGCAGUCACUGUCGCGGCUCGCUCAGAUAUCAGCGUAAUCUUUGGUGGUCGCACACACCAGCACGAGUCUGAAGGAUUUGACCUUCAAACCUUGAAACUGCCGGAGAGCCAGGUCCGCAUGAUCAAAGCAGUUGCUAGUGUGUCCAAGAAAUCAAUCCUUGUCAUGCACUGUGGAAACCCUAUUGAUGUCUCUGAUUUUAUUGAUGAGAUUGACGGAGUCAUAGUAGCCCAUUUCCCAGGACAAGAAGGCGCACAAGCCAUCGUCGACAUUAUCAGCGGAAAGACAAACCCAAGCGGAAAGUUGGCUACUACGUGGCCCAUGCGGUUGGAUGAGAGCUCUGUUCCGACAUUUGGAAACUUUCCAGCCAAAGAUGUUGGCAACGGACCGGUUAUUCGAUACCGCGAAGGUUUGCAAAUGGGCUAUAGAGCGCCUAACACGGCAAAGUUUGUCCGUUGGCCAUUUGGACACGGUUUAUCCUACUCCACCUUCGAGUAUACAAACAUGAGCGUCCUCUCUCACGAUUCGAUGAACGAAGAGGCGGCUUUAAAAUGUCCCAUCAGGAUGGUCCAGAUUGCCGUGGACGUUCAAAAUACAAGCAGAAGGGCUGGGUAUGAAGUGAUUCAAGUCUAUAGCCAACCUCCACUCCAUCCUAUCGUCUGGAGACCCCGGUCGGAGCUGAUCGCAUUCACUAAAGUAUGGCUGGAGCCCAAUGAGACCAGACGAGUUGGCCUCUCCGUUUCUCAGAGAGACAUUAGCGGCUAUUGGGAUAGCGUAUCCAAAUGCUGGCGGUCCCUGAACGGCAGUUACAAGGUGACUACUCGGGACUGUACAGCGUAUCUGCAGAUAGAGGACAUGGGAACAUGGAAUGGCCUUUGA
Molecule: messenger RNA, 2292 nt
Organism: Penicillium cataractarum
Lineage: Eukaryota; Fungi; Ascomycota; Eurotiomycetes; Eurotiales; Aspergillaceae
Product: glycosyl hydrolase family protein
Exons: 3
Coding region: 1-2292 (763 amino acids)
Biological process (GO): carbohydrate metabolic process
Molecular function (GO): hydrolase activity, hydrolyzing O-glycosyl compounds
Source: RefSeq, a predicted model, not a curated record